Molecule: messenger RNA, 7462 nt
Organism: Colias croceus (clouded yellow)
Lineage: Eukaryota; Metazoa; Arthropoda; Insecta; Lepidoptera; Pieridae
Gene: ocm
Exons: 6
Coding region: 1040-5776 (1578 amino acids)
Molecular function (GO): sequence-specific DNA binding
Source: RefSeq, a predicted model, not a curated record
UAAUUAUGACCACAUUUGAUCAUGUCUCAACUGAUGUUGAACUGUUGUAAAAAUCAAAUAAAAUUUAAAAGCAAGUUCAAAUAAUAUUUAUCUUUGGUGAAUAUCAUUUCAUCCACGCAAUGUUAGUCUGUGACCGCGCCUAUCUCAGACAUUUUGGUCCAGGGACAGUGUGUGAAGAGAUGAAAAUAUUACUGCGUGCCUAUGUGUGCGUAAGUGCGGUGCGAGUGUAUGUGGGAUGAAUGGUAAACUUACGCUAGAAAUGGUCCAUCAGAAGACAUUGGAAGAGGUGGGGCUUAAAAUAUACAACACACUUCUUGAUUAUUAUCAAUAUUACUUAUAUCAGAAAUGGAUAAUUGAUCUGCUUGAUGUAACUGUAUCAAGCGAUAAACGCACUAAUGUUUCAUGCUCCUUGCAAUAAAAUGCAUAAUAAAUAUAUGAUUUUUUUUAAAUUUCAUUGGUGCGUUUAAAUUAAUAUUUAAAGUCCAUAUUCUUAAAAAUGGAAGAUGUACCACAUAUACUUAUACGCGUCACGUAUUGGGGUACCUUUUUAUUGUAAUCUUAAGAUAUAGCCAUUUUGAUAUCGAAUGAUAGUUAUUGUUAUCUACCUUCAAUGCCUUGAAACUUCUUUAGGCACGUUGAGCGUUAAAUCUUAAGGUCGAGUCAUGGCAAUAGCGUCACGUCAUGGAGUAGCUAGGUGACGAUUUUGAUAUCUUUGAAUCUUGCCAAAGAAGUGACACUUGCCCUUCUGACACUUGUGCUCGGAACACACGCUCUUUUUUGCGUCGAAAUUCAGGUACAAUCCACAAUACGAGCUAUUGUCUGAUAACGAUUGGAUUUUUGAAAAAAAAAAUUGUGAUAAAUGGAUAGAUUAUAUUAUAUUAGUUUUAUAACAAAACUCUUUUUUGCAAUAAUUCAAAUUUCAAUUUCAGUUAUUUCAAAAUAAAAAUUGAUUUUUGAAUCCAGUACCGAAGACACGCCGACAACUCCCGAACAAACCCGAACGCGUGUGACGUCAUAAUGUUAGUGUUUUGAUUGAAAAAUGUCGAAACUCAAAAGUUAUCGUUCUUGUUUUGUGCCAUUAUGUACGAAUACUACAAAGGCAACUCCUGGCAAAAUGUUUUUAAAUGUUCCCCAAGAUGUCAAACGUCGAAAUAAAUGGUUUCAAGCAGUGCACCGUGAUAAUCCCCAAACAAAUUCGAAUUUUUUUUGUUGUGAAGAUCAUUUCGAUCUGAAAGAUGACAUGGAAAAUUAUAUUUAUUAUACAACGAUGGGAGGUAAAGCAAAGAUUAAACUUGAUGUGGUACCACACAAGUUUGACUGUCAACCUAAUUAUAAAAGACAAGGCACAACAACGGUUCUUAGACCAGCUGCAGAAAAACGACGGAGACAACAAAUCAUACAAGAAAUAUUAAAUGAAUUUUCAGAAAAUAUGGAAAUUGGUAGUAUAAUGGAUGACAACAAAAAAGUAUUCAUCUCUGAUAUCUUGCGAGCAAAUAACAAGUUAAACAACAAUUUAUAUGACUUGAUACAUAUUGUACCAGCGAAGCCUCUACCUGCUGAUAUUUCGAAAACACCUUCGUGUGACUUUAUUCCAAAGUGUGACAAAUACUAUGUACCAAAGAAAAAAAUAAAGCAAAAAGUUAAAACUGUUCGUAAUAUUCGAGUACAGUUUGAAACCGAUAUCUAUAGUGAUUUGAAUGCUGAGUUGGAUAAACAGCGAAAUGUAUUACUUCGAAAAAUAAGAAUCGGUUCGGCUAGAGAAGAAGCCACAAAAAAAAUAGCUAAAACUAUAUUAAGCAAUGAUUUUCCGGUAUCUAAAGAUAUUUGGCAUAUGGUGAUUAACCUAAAUCCUGAAGGUCACACACAUUCUUCUCAAUAUAUUCUAUGGAAUGGAAAAAAUAUUCAAUUAAAUGGCAGUAAGGGUGGAAGGAAUAGAUUUAUUUAUAAGUAUGAUCUUGGAGAAAGUCAAGACGCAAAAAAAUCCGCCACUAAACGAAACGUAAUUUCUCAUAGAAAACAGCUUCUACAUAACUCGCUAUUUGUUAAAUUCAGACCUGGCCCUCUUUCGAAAAAGAAACUGCUGGACUCUUCCUAUCAAAAAUUUCAAUAUGGUAAUAUCAGCCUAGUAAGCCUACCGAAGCCAGCGUUAGACAUCCAGCCUUAUUAUGGAGGACAAUUAGGACCAGAAAUGACCACGUUUUUAAAUAAAACUUUUAUGAGAAAUUCGAAUGGGGAAAUAACUGAAAAGUGGGCUGACUUUUCUGUUUCCGUAUUGGGCAGUAAUAAAAAUGGUUGCCCGAUACAAACCCAUCAAAACAAUAUAACUUUUGAUUUACAAUAUCAAUGUUGUCAAAAUAGAAUACUGAUGAGAAAUUCAAUAUUUCAUAAAAGAGUGAAUGCGGUCGAUUUAGUUUUAAAUGAAGAAAGUGAUGUAUCUAAAGAAGUAAAACACGUAAUGAGCAAAAUUCUAGAUUACGUAGAAUUUAAUUUAGAAUACGAUAAUUUUGUUAAAACGGAUACAAAUAUGAUUACAGAUAAUUCAUCCAAUAUCGGAGAUAAAAUGGGCCUCGACAAUUCUUUAAAAGAUAAAUGUAAGAAAAAAUAUGGUGAAUUAGACCGACUUGAUGUAACUAUAAUAAAAAUACCUGGAGUUGAUAGUGAUAGCCAGAAGACAUGUAAUAAAUUAUAUUGCACGUUAGGCUGUAUAUGUGAGUCCUUAGAAUUCCCUUUUAACUUAAAAACACACUGUGGUCGCUUAGAGUGCAUGUUUAAGUGUGUAUGUUCCUUUUCUAAAACAUGUGAUAAUUUGCAAUAUUUACAUGAAUUAAUAGACUUGGAUAGUAAGAUAUGUAAUUCCAAACUAGCAAAAGAAGAGCAAAAGUUUCGUCAAACUGUAGUAUUAUCCGGACAAGGUAAUAUUGUCUUUAAUUCCCAAAAAAGAGAUUGGAAAACAUCAAAAAAAUAUGCCGAUUUCUAUAGCAAAAUGUGUUUAAAGGUGGAACGAAAAAUUAUGAAAGAGCUACGCAUUAUAACCCCAAAACUUGACUGCAAAAAUAUCGAGCCUUGGUGUAUGGUUCACAAUUUAUAUAAAUGUUUCUGUAAAGGCAAAUUUACGGAAAAGGCUAUACCCGAAAUUAUGGAGUUCCAAACAAUGGAUGCCGAUAAUAAAGAGGCCCAACCAAUAAAUUUGAUUCCUGACAAAACAAGCAUAAGUUCUAGUGAUUCAUCUGAUGUAAAAUCUAGAUUAAGAGUGCGAUCAAAGCCACCUGAAGAAGUUGAAGUUAUGAAGGAGAAAGUACCUGAAAUAUCCUAUAAUACUGAAAAGUGCGCAAGAGUAAAAUCUUACAAAGGUAGGAAAUUUCUUGAUGGUUAUUAUUCAGAAACAAAUAGAAAAAUUUUGGAAAUGGAGAAAAAUGAUCGCAGUUUGUUAAAAAAAUUAUUGACUACAAUUUACACUACCGAAGACAAAGAAUGUUCCCAAAAUUUGCAUACUCUAGAAGUCGGUCAGCCACCAUCCAGUCUGAAAGAAUUGUUAAAUAAUGUGGUGCAGAAUCAAAUUGAAACAACAUCCACGGAGAUAAUUGCGGAUUCUUUCCAAAUGUCACAAAAUGCUAUGCAACGUUUGCCUAAUAAAACUAAGUUAGUUGCAUGGUUAGAAGCUAGUUAUAAACAAUACAAAGAACGCGCUGACAAAGGUAUUGUAACAACGUGCCUAGAUCCACCUAAAAUUGGGAAAGUAGCCUUGUAUCCAUGGGAGUUCAUACUAAGCCGAUAUCGCGAACGAAAAAAUUUGUUUUUAAUUACGAAGCAAAAGCCGUAUCGUAUCCUUAUGGCUGUUAAUACAAAAAAUACAUUUUUUGAAAGCUGUAUUAAUAUUAAUGAUAUUGCUUUAACGGAACUAGAAAGAUAUCCAAUAACUGUGAAAAAUUUACUAACAAAUGCAACGGAUUUGAAGGACAAUUUCUGUAUAUUGUGUGGAUUAUCACAAUGCUGGGAACUAAUUGGGUCCGUAACGAAAGUAAGCGAACCCAAGAGGAAUGAGAAAGCAUUAACUACAUUCAAUUGUGAUAGUGAUAGUGAAGAAGAACUUAAUAAUUCAGAUAAGGAAUCAUUAAGUUCUAGUUUUGCGGAAGAAAACUCUCAAGAAAAUUGUAUAACAGGAAAUGCGAAAAGCUUACAAGAACAACAAAACGAAACACAGAACAUAAACGACUCCGAUUUAUCAAAAUGGUUUGUAAUGACAGUUGAAAAUGAUUUUAACGAAAUACAUUUCUACAAAAAGGGGUUUUUUGUCAAGUAUGAUAGUGUAAUCAAAGCUAUAAAUGUGUCACGUGUGUCAUGUAAAACCGUAAGACUGUCUUCACAAAAAUGUGCCACUCCUCAGACAAGCCCACAAUUUGGAAUUUAUGCUAUACCCAAUGAAAAUGAUCUUAAUGUGUUCAUUGGGCCAUACGAACGACACGAACCACUUGGUAUAGAAACCAUAAAAACUGAUAUACCUAGAGAUAAUAAAAGUCAAACUAGAGGAACUUGGAUCAUGGUAAAUAAAGUGGACAAUGAAAGAAUUAUUGAUCAACCGCUAGCCUUUAUACCAGCGACGUAUGGCAAAAGUGAUAUGAUUUCAUUAGAAAACGAAAUGGUAUCUGAAAAGAUUAACCCCAAGCAAAAAGAGCACAUACCUACUACAAGUAAACCAGAAAAAGAUUUACUCCAUAAGAAUAAAGAAGACAAAAAGAUCAUUAAAUUGGUGAAGCCUAUUAAAAUAAACAAAACUAAUAACAUAUUUAACUUUAUAAAAACUUGCUCAAAACCAUCUGUCUCACAAGAACCUAAAUUUCUUGAAUCUGGUACGAGUCCAAAUCAAGAAAAAAUACCCGCCUCUAGUAUUUCAAAUAAUACUGUCGGAAACAGUGAUUUAGUUAAAAAAAAUUAUAAGCCAGUUGCUGAAAUUGCCCCUCAAGUGAAGAUUGUAAAACCUAGGAAUGAAUCAACGUCUACUUUCGAACCAAGUAUGUUUAUAUUGAAGCCAGAAGAGAUUAAUAAGAGGUCGCUGCUUGGUCAAAUAACUGCUGAAACUCGUGAAUCUGAACAAACUGUAGAGUCUAUGGAAAUGGAUAUUGAAAACUUUUUAGCAACUUCCAGCGUUUGCAAAAUUUCGAACUCUGAUGUUUUAAUAAUUUCUGACGACGAAGACGACCAACAUGAUACAAUCAAAAAUGUUUGGAUACAACCUACAAAUGUUGAAAAUCUAGGAUGGAUUUCUGCAAAACGGAAUAUCAAGAAUGAUGUAUGCUUCGAAUUUCCUGGCUUUAAGUGUACCGACUUCUACCCGGAAGAGGAAGCAUUUCGGAAGUUGAAUUUGGUAUUUUCUAGAAAAGUAUAUGUACCAAAAAAUUUUCAAAUGCAGUGGGAAGUGGUUGAAAAUCAGAAAGAUCUAAAAUUUAAAAAACAGUUACAAUCACAAGAUUUGCGACCAGAACUUGUAAUGACAAAACGAGGUUUACGACAUAAAGAAGAGUUGAUGCAGAUACUUAAAUAUAAGAAGUUAUCAGAAACGGAACCCAAAGCAGUAGAGUUCAUUAAAAGGAGAAAAUUAAUGAUGGAACUAGAAGAUGCUACGAGUGCAAUGCUAGAAGAUAAUACUAAGAAACUUUUGAAUAAAACAAUCAGCAAUAAGGGUGUUUUGAUUAAAACCAUAUCAGAUGCGAACAAGCACAUGAGGGAGGAAAUGUCCGCGAAACUUAACUCGCUCUUAUCUGAUUCUGAUUCAACUUAAACAUUACUGGGAUAUAAUUGCCAACAUAACUGGGAUAAAAUAUGUUUAUAGGUAUGUUCAUACAAAUACCUACCUGUAAAUUUCUUGUGACUGUUUAUUUUUUAAUCCUUGCGUUUGUACAAAUAACGUAAUAACAGCCUAUUCAGAUUAGAGCGGUAUCCACUACCACUAUAGUAUACCAUCGGUACGGGAUUAGUCUAUAAUAUACUACGUAAGAGUAUCGUACGUAGUAAUCGCGUAACAUCGGGAUACCGCUAUCCAUGGUGGUAGCGGAUACAGCUGUAGUUUGAAUAGGCCUUAAAUAUAGUAUGUAUUAUAGAAGAAAACCUAAUAGCAUAAACUCUAAAAAUUUAGUUUCUAAAAGUACCUAUUAGAUUAUUUUUUUAUCGGAAUAAAACAGGAUCGUUGUACAAACCUUUUAAAAUAAUUGACACUAAACGACUAGGUAUAUGUCACUAUGAUCUCAAUGUGAGUUUGAAUUUAGUAAUAAUAAUAAUAAUUGACCCUCAAACCCUACUAUAUUUUUUUUCGACUUUCUAUCAAAAUUCCUCGUGUAAUAAAAAUACAUUAACUUUAGUUUAUUUGUAGUAGAAUUUUUCUAUAAUAUUAAAUUUUAAAAGUUGUAUACUUUUAACUUUUAAGACAUAAAUUGUGCUAUCAAGCAUUGUGUACCUAAGUUAAGUAUGUACCGAAACUUAGGUAAGUUUCGGUUUUCGAAUACUUUGUAAGUCUAGUAUGAACAUGUGUGUAGUAGAGCGAUAUGUACAUAUUCAUGUGUGUAGAUUUCAUUAUUGAUGUAGUUUAACCUGUAACAAUUUCAAACCAAAUAUGUUAAUCAUCAGUUUUAUGUACCGCGAUGACUAAACUAAAAAUUUAAUUCGUGGGUAUUGCUUUUUUAUAUUAUUGUGUUAGUUUAAAAUAUAGUUCAGUAUCCCGAAGAUAUGAUUGUGUACCCUAGUGGUAUAUACAAUAAAUUGUUCUGAAACCUUUUUAGGUAUAAAGGUUUACCAAGGCAAGGAAGGAACUAAACAGCAUCUAUAAUUUUGAUAACAUAAAAGAUUUUAUGAUUAUUCGACUCUAUAAUAAACUCUACCGUAGGUACUUAGGUUACAAUCCUUUUUUUUCUAUCGAUAUGGUAUACCUACUGGUUUUAUAAGAUUUCACUAUUUCUGAUGUGAUUCCUUGUAUAAAGUCUUCAUUAUUAGGGUGCCUGGAAGAUGGUAUUGAAAAGUAAACGUUAUGUUGUUAUUCUUUACUUUAGUUAGAAUAAGUUUAUUUUGUAUCUUGAGUUAAAUUAAUGAUUGAAUAAAAGGAGAGACAUUUAAGUUUAUUUUGUUAAUUUUGUUCAGUGUACACUUAAUAUAAUAUGUAGCAAUAAUACUUAUCAUUUUUAUGUUUCUUUGUGUAACACAAUUUAUAAUUAAUAAAAUAAUGUAGUUUCCUUCAUUUGUUAUAUUAUUCGUACCUAAUCAUUAGUGGGUAGGUAUCUAUUCAUGUCAACACCAGUUAAACGUUUACCAGCUUUUAUGUUGUUAACUAUGCCAUUAUAAUAAUAUAUUCAUAUUUUAAGUUAGGAUAUUAUGUGUACAUUGUGCAAGGAAUAAAUGUAACAUCUCCAAAUUAUUAAAUUUUGUUAUCUGCCCAACAAAUCUCAUCUGUGAUAAAUAGAAUAAGUUUUUAAAAUUA